Molecule: messenger RNA, 1703 nt
Organism: Frieseomelitta varia
Lineage: Eukaryota; Metazoa; Arthropoda; Insecta; Hymenoptera; Apidae
Product: retinal dehydrogenase 1
Exons: 11
Coding region: 149-1618 (489 amino acids)
Molecular function (GO): aldehyde dehydrogenase (NAD+) activity
Source: RefSeq, a predicted model, not a curated record
CAACUUGGUUGAAUAUCUACAGAUUUAUCUCGUAUGAGAUACGAAUUAAUCACAUGACUCAUACAUAUCUCACAUUGCCAAACAAACUUCAGCCAAAUAAUUUGAAACAUUUAUUAUCACUUUACGGUGAGGAAAUAUACCAGCAAGAAUGAAUCGCAAGGUCCCAGAUAUUAAAUACACUCAGUUAUUUAUAAAUAACGAAUUUGUGGAUUCAGUAAGUUAUAAAAAAUUCCCUACUAUAAAUCCAGCUGAUGGCACCAUUAUUGCACAAAUCUCUGAAGGUGAUAAGGCAGAUGUAGACAAAGCAGUUGCAGCUGCAAAUCAAGCAUUUAGUAGAGGAUCAGAAUGGCGAAAUAUGGAUGCAUCUGCUCGUGGAAAACUUAUGAACAAAUUUGCAGAGCUUAUUGCAAGAGAUUUAGAAUACAUUGCCACACUUGAAACUUUAGAUAAUGGAAAAGCAUAUUCAAAUGCAAUUUUUGAUAUAGAGUGUAGUAUAGAUACAAUUCGUUAUUAUGCUGGCUGGUGUGACAAAAUUUUUGGAGAUACUAUUCCAGCAGAUGGAAAUCUUGUCUCACUUACGCGCAAGGAACCAGUUGGUGUAGUAGGUCAAAUUAUCCCUUGGAAUUAUCCUUUUCUUAUGUUGGCCUGGAAAUGGGGUCCAGCUUUGGCUACUGGAUGUACUAUUGUUUUAAAGCCAGCAGAACAAACUCCUUUAACUGCCCUCUAUGCUGCAGCACUUGCUAAAGAGGCUGGAUUUCCACCUGGUGUUGUAAAUGUUAUCACUGGUUAUGGUCCAACAGCUGGUGCAGCUAUUGCUGAACAUUCAGGAAUUCAAAAAGUUGCAUUCACUGGAUCUACAGAGGUUGGUCGUCUUAUAAUGGCAGCUUCUUCUAAAAGUAAUCUUAAACGUGUUUCUCUUGAACUGGGUGGCAAGAGUCCAUUAGUUAUUUUUGAUGACGUUGAUGUUAAGGAAGCAGCUGAAAUUGCUUACAAUGCAAUAUUUGCGAAUCAUGGACAGAAUUGUUGUGCUGGUUCACGUACUUUUGUACAUGCUAAAAUUUAUGAUCAAUUUGUUACUUAUGCUAAACAAUUGGCAUUGAAAACAAUAGUUGGUGAUCCUUUUGACUCUGAAACUCAACAAGGACCACAAAUUGAUCAAGAAAUGUUUGAUAAAGUAUUAGGUUUAAUUAAAUCAGGAAAAGAAGAAGGAGCUAUGUUAGAAACUGGCGGGGAACGUCAAGGCAGUGUUGGUUAUUUUAUUAAGCCUACCGUUUUUUCAAAUGUGACUGACAAUAUGAGAAUUGCGAAGGAAGAAAUAUUUGGACCUGUUCAAUCUAUUUUAAAAUUUGAAACAAUGGACGAAGUAAUUGAACGUGCAAACAAUACAAAUUAUGGUCUUGCUGCCGGUGUUCUUAGUAAAAACAUUGAUAAAGCAUUAGUAUUUGCACAAGCAAUACAAGCUGGAAGCGUCUGGAUAAACUGUUAUGAUGCUAUCACACCUCAAACUCCAUUUGGUGGAUUCAAACAAUCAGGAAUAGGUCGUGAACUUGGUGCAGAAGGAUUAAAAGAGUAUCUUGAGACUAAAACAAUUUCUAUUAAAAUCCCAACGCGUAAUUAAGAAUAUUAUGUACAGUUACCUGUACAUUGCAUUUUGUUAUAUGAAGUUUAUAUAAAUUUAUAUUUUAAUAAAAUUAUUGUGCUUA